AAGGGCCCUGGGAACAGCUCUGAGGGGCAGUGCUGAGCAGCUGCUCUCUGCUGAGGAAGCUUCCAGUCCUCUGGAAGCAAAGACUCUGUCCCUGUGCCAGAGCUGCAGCAUGAGAAACAAUUGCAUUUUGGAUACAGGGUUCUGGUUUGGGGCUGCACUGUGCUGCUGACCAUGUCACAUGGCUGUGACAGGGCCACAGGGUGGGUCUUUUCUACCCUCGUGGUCACCAACUGGAGAAAACCUCCUGGAGGAGCAGUCAGAAUGGGAAGAAGGGAUUUCUCUCACCACCUCCUGAAGUCUGUUACCUUCUCCUUCGAUAAUGACCUAGACUGAGCCACUUCUUAUCACACUGAAUCUGUCUUCCUUUUUACUCUGUCUCUGUCUUAAGCCUGGCUUCUUCCCCACGGCAGCAGCAGGACUCCUGGGCCUGGCAGAGUGCAUCUCCUUCACCCUGAAGGAAAGCUGUGUGUUAGAUAAAGCCACCAAAUGGGUGUCUGAGCUCCUGAAGGAGGCCAGGCUGGCUGGGUUCCCUGGCUUGGGACAGGUCUGCACAGAGCUAGCACCAUUUCCCACUCUGGAAAGCAGGUGAGAAAGCAAGACCCACCCUGGCACAGAUUCCCCACAAUGCCCAGGGAGUUUCCCAGAGGUACCUGAGCUGGAAAUUCAGUCCACGAUCAACAUUCUCUGUAGGAAAGUCACUGCAAAUUUUCCUGUUAAUUAAAUGUGUGAAGGGCAGGGUAUUUGGUAUUUCCCUGAGCAAAGAGGAGGUAAUUAGUCAUCCUAUUCAUAUUUCAAAUAUAGAAGGUGGAUCUGGCAGGACAAAAAUAGGUUAAAUGGGAUAUUUUUGCUUGCCCACACAUUUGGAGAGGGCUUUCUCUUCCCCCUGCUAUCCCAAAAGCUCCAGGUAAGGGCGCCAAGCAUUCAGCUACAUAAACAAGAGCUUUAAAACAGAGGUAGCAGCUUUUAAAGCAACUUUCCAGCAAAGGUACAGCUCAUUCUCAUCAAUGUGGCACUCAAAAUGACAUGCUGUAAAAUAACUGCCCCCUGAGAACUGGCUGCCUUUUAUUCGUUACUUGCAUCUGAAGAUCCUUGGAGUACCCUUGUUAGUUAUUUCCACCUGGGAGAGCAAGUGCUGUAUCAUUGUUGUGCCAGUUUACAUCUCUCCUAUGUGUAAGUUCAUCCCUUCCAGGGGCCUAAUCCUGCCCAAGCACUCCUUCAGGUCUUGUUAAAGCUGUCCUAAUUCCACAAGGAGUGGCAGCUCAGAUGUUUGAGUAGUUUGGGUGCAUUUCUCCAAACCAAGUGGUGAAAAGAAGUGACAACUCCAGUGCAUAAAUAAGUGAACUGAAAAUUGUCAUUAUUUAUCAACAGUUGCUUGCUGUGCAUGGCCAACACGUUCUUGGGGCCACAAAUAUGGGCUUGUGUGUAGGAGACUCACCUGUAUGGGAGAGAGCAGUAAAGAACAGGUAUAUGCAGGUAAAGGAAAUAGCUGACUAGAUUAAUCUUCACCUGAAUAAUUGGUAUAACAGAAGGUAGAGGCUUAAUUAUAGUUUGAUCACCAGAAUUUGCAAUGAGCAAAAGGAAAGCAAACUCCUUAAACAAAAAGACAAUGGCUUGAAGGGUCCCACAUACCCAUAACUUCUGCCAUAGCGCAGAGCAGAUUUUUAGUAGCUGUGAAUUGCACGAGUAUUCAGGGAGUUGCUGUUUGAAGUGUCUCUCAUUUGGCUUCAAAGCUAAUUCCCACUUAUGCCAAGAGCUAGUUGAUAAUUCUUGUGGCAUAAUUAUUAUAGACUCUGCAGUUAACAACCUCUGUUACAUUGGAAAAUAGAUUGGAGUCAGAGAAUCAUUCUUUCUGACCUUGAAAUUUAUGAAGGCAGCUGCAUUGGCUCACACACAGCACUUUAAAAAACUUUUUUUUUUUUAACCUGAAAGAGUGAGUUCUGCUAGAAUUGCUUGGGCUUCUCAAAGACAGAUCAGUUACAAGAUGCUCAGUCUUCAAGUCAGUACUGCAACAGGACUACCUAGAGAGUGACAGAAUUUAUUUCUAUUAAAUGUCAGUAAGAAACCACAGACUGUGCCACAAAUCACCUGCCCUGCAGGCCUCUGAAACUGAUUUACACCCAGCACUGGUCAACCGCCCUCUUUUUCACUGGGGGUUUUUAAUCCUCUUUACACUAAAGGCUUAUUGACUAACGUAUCAAUGGCUCCUGGAGUAGAAACUUGUUCAUUCUUGUCCCUUGUGUAUCUGUCUCAUGGCUUCACUAUGACAAGUGCUAAACCUGUCUUUCUCCAGGCACAUCUCAGGCUGAUGGAUUGUGUAUUUGCUGUAUGGUGGGAUACAAGAGAUGAGAGGGUGGGAGAAGCUGUUCUGCAGGAGAGAACUGACAGUAUUAUGUGUGAGAAGUGCCUCUUAAAUGGUAUAUCUACCACAUCUACAAAAAAAAAUUCUGUUUUUUUCUUGUGGGAAUGGGAGAAGAGUUCUGGUGUUCAUUUGGAACUUUGAAUCUCAGAGAUUCAGAACCACUGUCCAUUAGAAGUUUGAGUUGAAUGCAGAGGGUUUCUUGUGAUUUUCCUCAAUCCUGUUGCUUUUUUCAGAAGACAGCAGUGGAUGGUGAUUACAUGCUGAGCAUGGCUGCGUUUGGUAGUGCAGAUGGAGCUCCUCUGAGCUCCUCCAUUCAGCCUGUCACUGAAUGUCACCACUCUCUCUUCUGGCUCUUAAAUGUUCAACACCUCUCUGCCCUGAAAGCCCUGCAGCAGACUGGAGAGAUGCCGCCUGCUGGACCCACAGUCCUGGUUAAAUUCAGUGGCUCAUCCUCAACAGCACUGUGUUAAGGAGCCUUUCCUGUCCCACCAUCCAGGAGCUGCUCUGGCAGUCACACUCCUACCUUCUGAGCUGAGGGAAAACCAGAACUGAGCAGGUAAGGAACCAUUUUCUCUGACUGUGAGUGUGCAGUAAGCCAAGAGGGGCACCCAUGGGGUCACUGGAGCCACCCAGUGUGAAGGGACUUUGUUCCCAGCAGUGUCAGUCUGGAGUGGUGGGAGCGUGACUGCCAGAGUGGCUGCUGAAUGGUGAGACAGGAAAGUUUCCCUAACAACUUCAGGGAAAAGGAGUUGCCACCAUCCAGUCAUUCCCUUGUCAAAGAGCAUCCUGUAGUUGUUAAAAAAGACCUGCUCUUUGAAAUCAAAAUAAAUGCUGCAGUAAAUGAGACCUGAGAGCAUUUGUCACAAGCCUCCUCCUAGCUUAUUGAAAUGUAUGAGCUACUGUGAGCAAGACACCCACACUUGUCAGGCAAACAAACAAAAAAAAACAUUUUCAAAAGCUUAUUUCUUUGGCUUUACCCAAUGCUUAAUCUAAUCCAAUGUUUGCAUCAACAUAGCUGUCUUCCUUUGCCUGGGGUUUACAGCAUGGAGAGGAAAUUGUUCAAGAUCUGGACCUCUCUCAUAUUUUUUUUCCCUGAUUAAUUGUGGUGAGCUGACUGACUCACAGAACUGGUGAUGCCUUCAGAGGGCAGCAGCAGCCUCUCUCCACUCCUCCUCUGGCUUGGCAGUGCUUACAAAGACUCAGCUCUAUGUGAAAUAGAGAGUGAGGGUCCGUUCAGCAGCAGACACUGCUGUUUGUAGGGUCUGUGGAGAGAGCAGUGGAGCAGAACCAGGCCUUUGAGGGAGUGACUAUUUACUUUGCAGAUGUGCUCUUCCUACAUUGCUUGUUUGGGAUUGCCCUUAUUGCCUUAUUGAGGAAGCCUCCAAUGGGCUUUUGGGAGUCUUAGAGGAAAGCAAAUUUAUCCCUGUCUCUUACCAUCUAAGCCUGCCCUCCCUUCCCCAGGCUCUGCCUGGGACGGUGGCACUCCUCGCCUCUGUUCCUGCUGUGUGCACUGGGUGCUGUGGAACCUCUGGCUCGAGUUGUACCUGGUGUUACUCCAGAAAAUGUGGGUUUGGGAGGAGGAGGAGAGCAGAACCCAUGGGCCAAGCCCUGAAAGUGUUUUUUGCAGUGAGGAGUCCAAAACUCAACACAGCAUUAGAGAUGUGGCUCAAAGGAAUUAUGAGGAAGUACAAGUCCAUGGGAGAAAAGCUUACCCACCCUUUUACCCUUUCUCAUUUUGGUAAGGACAUGUGAUGGUGUUGGAUGCACAGUUCUGGCUCAAAAACCCGGGGACAGCUGGACUGGACUGGGGCAAUUUUUGUUAGAAUUUAUUUUUCUUAUCUUUGUAUAGAUACAUUAUUAUGUAUUAUACAUGAUCUAUUUAUAGUAUACAUUUGUAUAUAUUUAAUACAGUAUAUCACUAUAACACUACAUUUAAUAAUUUAUGUAUAUCUUUUUUAUUUUUGACUUUGGUAUCUUUAUUUUAUUUAUCUGAGACUAUUACAACUGGACUGAGACUAUACAGGAACCAGAAAUAGGCAGAGGUUAAAAUAUGGCUCCUUUGCAUUCACACCUUGGUUUCCACUGCUGUUUGAAAGCAGCCAAGAAACCAAGAAAUCCACUGUGGCUGUUUAUCGCUGUCCUGUUUGGUGGUCUGACCUCCCUUUUCCCAACAGUAUUGACUUACCUUUCAGGAUAAUUAUAUUUCUAGCCAUAUAAAGUCUAAAUCCCUUCCAUUCCCAGAAGAUCCAAAAGCACACACUGUACAGAUCACCGAGAUGAAUUUAAAGUAUUCAGUCCCUGCAUUUUAUCUAGAAGGAUGAGUACAGGCACAUGCCCAUGUAAAGGACUUUUGCAUGAAGAAACUCAAGCUCAGGGAGUUGUUUCUAGAAGGUGAAUCACACUGGAGGCACUUGCUUAGGCAAGUCUAAACUCCACACUGUGAAGUUUAUCACACCUGGGUGUGAUACUGAAACUAGGAACACUUGUAUGUGUCACUUUUCCCUGGCAGUACCUUCGCUCCUUAACACUCUGUUAGCAAAGGCCAAGGUCAUACCUGGCUGAAAUGGUUCCUUUAUUAAAGGCAGCAACAGAAACAAAGUUAAAUCUUGGAGAGAAAACAAGUCCAUGCAGGCAGGAAUACCAGAAUGGAAAUACAAGUGCUAACUCAAGCAUACUGUUGUAGGAUUUAACAGGCCAAACUCCUGGACUUCACGUGACACCUGCUGUGCGAGUACGCAGAGAGGAGGAGCAGAUGCUGCUUAAGACAGAAGGGAAAACCAGCAAGUUACUGGUCUGUAGCAGGAGGCAGGAUUCUGCACAUCAGGUGAUCUGGUUUCUGUGAGACUGCAGAUGUCAGUAGCAUCACAAAUGGACCUACCUGAAGAACUUCAGCAUACAUAUACAAAAUUUUCUGAAUGGAAAUUCAAGCUCUUUAAAUUGCGAUCAUUUGAAAAAACACCCUCUGAUGACAGCCAGCACAUACACAAAGAUCAGGCAGAAGAGGCUGUUUCUCCAAACAAAGAAAUCAUCCUGCAUGAAGAUGAAGCAGUGCCAAGAGGAGAAAAGAUGGAGUUAACAGGCAAUAUGCAGGGACUUGAGGAAGAUGCUGUGAAAACACAAGACAAUAGAGCUCAUCAGAACAAUCUGAAGCAACUCUGCCGCAUCUGUGGGGUUUCAUUUAAAACUGAUUGUUCCAAGAGAACUUACCCAGUGCAUGGGCCAGUGGAUGAUGAAACUCUUCGGCUUCUGAGAAAGAAAGAAAAAACAGCAACCUCUUGGCCAGAUCUUAUUGCUAAGGUUUUCAAGAUUGAUGUGCGAGGGGAUGUCGACACUAUCCAUCCCACUCACUUUUGUCACAACUGCUGGAGUAUUAUACAUAGAAAAUUUAGUAAUACUCUAUGUGAAGUGUAUUUUCCUAGGAACAGCACAAUGGAGUGGCAACCCCAUUCCCCAAACUGUGAUGUCUGCCAUACUACCAAACGAGGAGUCAAGAGAAAAAGUCAGCCCCCAAGUGUGCAACGGGGCAAACGUGUAAAAGCCACUGGGGAACGUGCUCAGCUAAACAGAGGUAUAAAGAACCAGCAACUCAAACAAGCACAGAUAAACAACAAAAAUUUAAUGAAAGAGAUUGUCAAUUGCAAGGAUAUACAUCUCAGCACCAAGCUGCUUGUAGUUGAUUACCCAGUAGAUUUCAUUAAAUCCAUUUCUUGCCAGGUUUGUGAUCAUAUUUUGGCAGAUCCAGUGGAAACAACAUGCAGACACUUGUUUUGCAGAACUUGCAUCCUUAAAUGUAUCAGGGUUAUGGGCAGCUAUUGCCCCUCCUGCUGGUAUCCUUGCUUUCCUACUGAUCUAGUAACCCCAGUGAAAUCCUUCCUGAAUAUUCUUGAUAAUCUGAGUAUAAGAUGCCCUGUAAAGGAAUGUGAUGAAGAGAUCUUGCAUGGAAAAUAUGGCCAACACCUCUCUGGCCACAAGGAGAUGAAAGAAGGAGAGCUCUAUAGCUACAUCAAUAAAGGUGGCCGACCGAGGCAGCACCUCCUGUCUUUGACGAGGAGAGCUCAGAAACAUCGUCUGAGGGAGCUGAAACGUCAAGUCAAGGCUUUUGCUGAGAAAGAAGAGGGUGGUGAUAUAAAGGCUGUAUGCAUGACUUUGUUCCUGCUAGCUUUGAGAGCAAAAAAUGAACACAAACAAGCAGAUGAACUGGAGGCUAUAAUGCAAGGGAGGGGAUCUGGACUUCAUCCUGCUGUCUGUCUGGCCAUCCGAAUCAACACGUUUCUCAGCUGUAGUCAGUAUCAUAAAAUGUACAGAACGGUAAAAGCUGUCACUGGGAGGCAGAUCUUCCAGCCUUUGCAUGCUCUUCGCACUGCUGAGAAAGCCCUCCUACCAGGUUAUCACCCAUUUGAGUGGAAACCUCCCCUGAAAAAUGUAUCCACUAACACAGAAGUGGGAAUUAUAGAUGGACUAUCAGGACUGCCACUCUCAAUUGAUGAUUACCCAGUAGACACAAUUGCAAAGAGAUUCCGAUAUGAUGCAGCCUUGGUUUGUGCCUUAAAAGACAUGGAGGAGGAGAUCUUGGAAGGCAUGAAAGCAAAAAACCUGGAUGACUAUUUGAAUGGCCCCUUCACUGUGGUAGUAAAAGAGUCCUGUGAUGGAAUGGGAGAUGUCAGUGAGAAGCAUGGAAGUGGGCCUGCUGUCCCAGAGAAGGCUGUUCGCUUUUCUUUCACAGUCAUGAACAUUUCUAUAGCACAUGGGAAUGAAAGCAAGAGGAUCUUUGAGGAAGUAAAGCCCAAUUCAGAGUUGUGCUGUAAGCCCCUGUGCCUUAUGUUGGCUGAUGAAUCAGAUCAUGAAACUCUGACAGCAAUCCUGAGCCCCCUCAUAGCAGAAAGAGAGGCUAUGAAAAACAGUGAACUGCUGCUUGAAAUGGGAGGCAUCCUGAGAACAUUUAGAUUCAUCUUUAGGGGUACAGGAUAUGAUGAGAAACUCUUGCGGGAAGUGGAAGGGCUGGAGGCCUCAGGUUCCACUUAUAUUUGUACCCUGUGUGAUGCAACCCGCUUGGAGGCAUCCCAGAACCUGGUCUUCCACUCCAUAACCAGGAGCCAUGCUGAAAAUCUGGAGCGAUAUGAAAUAUGGAGGUCCAACCCAUAUCACGAGUCUGUUGAUGAGCUCCGUGACAGAGUGAAGGGUGUUUCAGCCAAACCUUUUAUUGAGACUGUUCCCUCCAUAGAUGCAUUGCACUGCGACAUUGGGAAUGCAACAGAAUUCUACAGGAUUUUCCAGAUGGAGAUUGGUGAACUUUACAAGAAUCCUGACGUGUCUAAAGAGGAGAGGAAGAGGUGGCAGUUGACUCUUGACAAACAUCUCAGGAAGAAGAUGAACUUGAAGCCUAUGCUGAAGAUGAGUGGAAAUUUUGCUAGAAAGCUCAUGUCCAAAGAGACUGUAGAGGUAGUAUGUGAAUUAAUUAGGUGUGAGGAAAGGCAUGAAGCCCUUAAAGAACUAAUGGACCUUUAUCUGAAGAUGAAGCCAGUGUGGCGAUCCUCAUGCCCUGCCAAGGAGUGCCCAGAACUGCUGUGCCAGUAUAGCUACAAUUCACAGCGUUUUGCAGAGCUUUUAUCUACAAAGUUCAAGUACAGAUAUGAGGGCAAGAUUACAAAUUAUUUCCACAAAACGCUUGCUCAUGUUCCUGAAAUCAUUGAAAGAGAUGGGUCCAUUGGGGCCUGGGCAAGCGAAGGAAAUGAGUCUGGAAACAAACUGUUUAGGAGGUUCCGAAAAAUGAAUGCCAGGCAGUCCAAGGUCUAUGAGAUGGAGGAUGUCUUGAAGCACCACUGGCUGUAUACCUCCAAGUACCUCCAGAAGUUCAUGAAUGCUCAUAAAACAUUAAAAAGCCAGAACUUCACCAUUGAUUCAGGGGGUAGUUUAGGUGACUCUGUGCCACUGGAGGUCUUGGAAAACAAUGACUCAGCAGAACUCUAA
Motacilla alba alba is the source of this 8326-nucleotide messenger RNA. RefSeq names its product recombination activating 1 (gene RAG1). The record is from RefSeq and is a predicted model, not a curated record. The transcript has 3 exons. Gene Ontology annotation, cellular component: endodeoxyribonuclease complex; nucleus; DNA recombinase complex. The coding region runs from base 5210 to 8326 and encodes 1038 amino acids. Gene Ontology annotation, biological process: V(D)J recombination; pre-B cell allelic exclusion; adaptive immune response. NCBI's taxonomy places the organism in Eukaryota, Metazoa, Chordata, Aves, Passeriformes, Motacillidae. Gene Ontology annotation, molecular function: ubiquitin protein ligase activity; metal ion binding; sequence-specific DNA binding.